AUGCCUGUUUUAGUCGUAAACCAAGUGCUUCUUCUGGUUGGUGAUUCUUUUUCCUUUGGAAAAGUUUCUGGGUUUUCAUGGGUAGCUCCAAUUCGUAGCAGUUUGACCUUUUUUGGUCGUUUUAGUAAUGAAAGUGGACCUCUCACUCUAGCCAGACUUGGAACUAAAGGAACCAUUGCAAAGCUGAAUAGACAUGACCUUGUUUCUGAUGUAGAAAUACAUGGAGAAAUGCCUCCAUCCACUUGGAUGGAGGCAAACCAUGCCUCCAUUACAUUUCUCCAUCCAAGUGGAUGGAGGCAAACCAUGCCUUCAUUACUUGAGAUGCUUCCGUCCAAGUGUAUGGAGGCAUGGUGCCUCCGUCCACGCAUGGAGAAAUGCCUCCAUCCACUUGGAUGGGGGCAAACCAUGCCUCCAUUACAUUUCUCCAUCCAAGUGGAUGGAGGCAAACCAUGCCUUCAUUACUUGAGAUNUUUUCCUUUUAUCUCCUGA
This is a messenger RNA of Fraxinus pennsylvanica, 489 nucleotides long. Lineage: Eukaryota; Viridiplantae; Streptophyta; Magnoliopsida; Lamiales; Oleaceae. The record is from the annotation of a GenBank genome assembly.